UGCUCUUUUUAGGCCCAUCUUCCACUGUGGAGGCCACCUGGUCACAGACUCAGGCAUCGUGGCCAGUGAAGGAUUCCCCAGUGCAUACAAGCCCAACAGUAAAUGCACCUGGUACAUCACUGUUCCAGAGGGUCAUGUUGUCAUGCUGUCUUUUCGCCUCUUCGACAUGGAGGCUGACCCCACCUGUCGGUACGACUACCUGGACGUCUACAACGGCCACACCCGCUUGGUGCAGAAGUUGGGUCGUUUCUGUGGGACGUUCCGGCCCGGCGCGCUCAUCGCCACCUCCAACACCAUGAUGUUAGAGAUGGUGUCAGACGACGACACUGGAGGAAGAGGCUUUCUAGCUUCAUUUAGCGCAGGGAAGCCACAUGUGGAAGAGAACCAAUUCUGUGGAGGACGUCUGACCAAAUCGCAGGGCUCUGUCAAGACGCCCAACUGGCCCAACGAUAAUUACCCAGCAGGCAUCAGCUGCUCCUGGCACAUCUCCGUAGAACCCAGCAAUGUGAUUGAGGUGAAGUUUGUGAAGCUGGACUUGGAGCCUGAUACGUACUGUCGCUACGACUAUGUGGCAUUGUUUAACGGAGGAGAGAGGGAUAACUCGCGUCGGAUUGGGAAAUUCUGCGGAGACAGGUCACCAGGAACAAUAGUGUCAAAGGGGAAUGAGCUCCUUGUCCAGUUCAUCUCCGACCUCAGUGUGACCUCAGAUGGCUUCAUGGCCCACUACUCCAGUGUGCCCCGCGGGUCUCGGACGCCCUCCGCCGGGGGAGACUUCAUCCAUCGACCUCAGACGACCUCAACGCCACAAAGAACAGUUGUGAAGCCAAGCAAACCCACCAGAGCAACCCCCAAACCUAGGCCUGGCCUUCAGUCUAAACCCACACCAAAACCAGCCAAAAAACCACUGGUGAAAAUACCGCUGAAACCUCCACCACGUAAACCUAUCAUCAAGCCCACUGCAAAACCAAAACCAGCUAAACCCACACCUAAAGCGCCUGUGAAAAAGCCUGCACCUAAACCUGGAAUUAAACCCAAACCUAAGAUUAUUAAACCAGUGCUCAAACCAAGCAUCAAGGCCAAACCAACACGUAGGCCUGCACUGAAGAUCAAACCCACCUUAAAACCUGGUGUCAAACCAGUAAAGCCAACCUCUAAGAGCGGCGUCAAACCAACAGCCAAACCCAAGAUUAAGCCGAAAGUGACACCCAAACCUAGAGUUAGCAAGACAGUGACAAAGAAGCCUUUUGUGAGCAAGAAACCUUUACCACUGAACCCACUGUGUACACAAGCCUGUAAGAGGACAGGAACUCUCCAAUCCAGCUUCUGCCCUCAUGACUUUGUGAUAACGGGUAAGGUUACAUCUUUGACCACUGGUCCCAGGGGCUCAGCGACAGUGGAGGUGUUCCUAAUCAAGGCCUAUAAGGCAGGAAGCCUGAACAUCACCAAAUCAGGGCCCAUGAUGUCGGUCACACUGACUUCCACCUGCAAGAGAUGCCCCGGGCUAAUCAAAGGCCGGAACUACGUGAUGAUGGGAAAAGUCGACACACAGGGCAACGGCCUUCUCAGCCCCUCCAGCUUCACUCUCCUAUACAAACCCAUCCACGCCAAAGCACUGGCCAACCUCUCGCGUAAACCGUGCUGACAUCACAGCCCAUCCCGCCAAUCAGAUGGACAGUGUCUCUCUGAAAAAACAUGUAACUUAACAAAGUGUGAAAAUAUUAUAAGUAAUAUCUAGACCUGAUUUUUUUACAUAAUGAAACACUGUUAUUAUAACAGUAAACAUAUAUCAUUAUUAUAUUUUGUGUUUUGUAAAUUAUAAUAUGUCUGUGAUAAAAGAUGCACAUCAAUAAACCAUGUAAUUCUGAUGCUA
Messenger RNA from Cottoperca gobio, 1870 nucleotides. RefSeq names its product procollagen C-endopeptidase enhancer b (gene pcolceb). Lineage: Eukaryota; Metazoa; Chordata; Actinopteri; Perciformes; Bovichtidae. The transcript is spliced from 8 exons. Bases 143 to 1642 code for a protein of 499 amino acids. Gene Ontology annotation, molecular function: peptidase activator activity; protein binding; collagen binding. The record is from RefSeq and is a predicted model, not a curated record. Gene Ontology annotation, biological process: proteolysis.